Molecule: messenger RNA, 216 nt
Organism: Carya illinoinensis
Lineage: Eukaryota; Viridiplantae; Streptophyta; Magnoliopsida; Fagales; Juglandaceae
Product: 40S ribosomal protein S21-2-like
Exons: 1
Coding region: 1-216 (71 amino acids)
Biological process (GO): endonucleolytic cleavage to generate mature 3'-end of SSU-rRNA from (SSU-rRNA, 5.8S rRNA, LSU-rRNA); endonucleolytic cleavage in ITS1 to separate SSU-rRNA from 5.8S rRNA and LSU-rRNA from tricistronic rRNA transcript (SSU-rRNA, 5.8S rRNA, LSU-rRNA); translation
Cellular component (GO): cytosolic small ribosomal subunit; ribosome
Molecular function (GO): structural constituent of ribosome
Source: RefSeq, a predicted model, not a curated record
AUGCAGAAUGAAGAAGGGCUUAUUACCGAGCUUUAUAUUCCCAGGAAAUGCUCGACCACAAACAAGUUGAUUACUUCAAUGGACCAUGCUUCCGUUCAGAUCAACGUCGGGCAUUUGGAUGAGAAUGGCAUGUACAACGACCAUUUCUCCACCUUUGUUCUCUAUGGAUUUGUUCGAGCUCGGGGAGAUGUUGAUAGUGAGCUUGAUCGCCUUUAG